Messenger RNA from Echinostoma caproni, 477 nucleotides. NCBI's taxonomy places the organism in Eukaryota, Metazoa, Platyhelminthes, Trematoda, Plagiorchiida, Echinostomatidae. The record is from the annotation of a GenBank genome assembly.
AUGCGCAGAUAUGUCCAGAUCUCUUCAUGGUCUGCUUCAAAUGGGCAUCUGGUUUGUCCUGAUCUUCUUCCGGAUCGCAUUGUUCGCUUGCACUUGACAUUCGACACCAUUUUGAAACUGAGCUGCGGUUCCGGUUCGAUUCAUCCUCUGCCAGGUCAUCAGUUACGGCCCUCUGCAUCCCAAGUUGGGAAUGUCUCGUCUCGGGGGUCCGCCAUGUGGAUCUCACAGCGAGUUGGCGAAUACNGAAUACCAACACUGGCCCCAGUCACCACCCGCCCAGCCGCAAACACCAGAACCGGUGGAUACGGUCUGACGAAGGUGUUGGCACCUUUUCACGCACUUCAAAGGAGGCAUAUGUGCUCCUGUGGUGGUGUCGCACAAAUAGAUAAUGACCUGAAAGUGUCGAACAAACUGGAUGUGAAUCUGGCCAACACUGAUGUGUAUAUCGAUCGAGCACGAUCUAGUGCAGCCGCCUGA